GAUCAAAGCAAGGAUCAAGCAAUCCACCUCUUCGCAAUUGUAUUUUUUUGUCAUCCGCUUUGCCGCCGUGUUGUUGCGUUCUCCGCCGGCUCAGGCUGCUUCCUCAUCCACCUCGCUCAGGCCCACCUAUCUCCAUGGCUUCGGAGGUCGGUGUAAGUGGCGACGAAUUGGAUGGCUCGCUAUUCGAAGGUAUGGUCCUUUUCUCCCCUUCCGAUCUUCUCCCGUCGUCCUUACCUCUAGAAAAAGAAUCGGCCCCACCAUCUCAAUAUCAUGAUCCGGUGCGUCCUCCCUCUCCUUCCCCGCCAACUGCGCCGUCGACUUUGCCCCAAUCCAAAUCUCGACCCCUCGAUGAAGAUAUCUUCUCCGAUCUCUCCCUCCAAAUACCCAUCGAACCUAAAUAUCUCCUUCCUGCAAUCUCUUCCCCUGCCCCCUUGCCUUCGCCGGUCGCUCCAUCACGCCUUAUCUCCCGCAAGAAGAAGCGGGGCUUCCGCAUCGGUUAUGGCCGCGAAGCAAUUGACUCAACGCCGGUGGUUUCCGUCAUUGAUCCUCCUCAUCCAACUGACAAUGUCAUUCGUACUUCUAGUUCCGAGUCCACUCUAUCGACUUCUAGCUGUCACAAAGAAUUGCUGGAUGGAUCCGUACACGAAGAUCUGGCAGUAGCAGAAACGGUAGUAUCUGUAAAAGCUGCGAGUGAUGGUGAUGAAUUAUCACCUUCACAGCUUGGUGAUUCUGAAGGCGACGCUGAGGCAUUUUCUUCCACUGCGAAGGCUUCCGAAAAGGACACCUUGGAAUUAAUAGAGGAUAAAUUGAAUCUUCUCAGGUCUAGGAUAUCCACAAAGCUCGAGGGGAUUCGAGAGAUGGCAACUUUGGCGUACUCCGAGCGGAAGGAGCUGGAGAGGAAGCGAAGAAAUGCUGGGAAGGAUUUCAACCAGGCCUCAAUGAUAUAUAAAGACAUAGAGAAGCAGCUCGAGGCGGCCUGCGAGGCCGAGGAUUUUGAAAUGGCCGAGAAAGUCAGCGAAUCUCUUGCAGCAGCAGAGAAGGAGAAGGAUAGGCUGCUGAACACAUUGAGAGAGACGGAGCUGGACUGUGAUUAUAUUGAUUCAAGGAUGCAGGAGGUUGUCAAAUUGCAGAUAGUCGCUGAGGAGGAGGGAAUAGAGCUUCUUGAACGGUUUGCCAUGCAAGGAUCAAGCAAUCCACCUCUUCGCAAUUGUAUUUUUUUGUCAUCCGCUUUGCCGCCGUGUUGUUGCGUUCUCCGCCGGCUCAGGCUGCUUCCUCAUCCACCUCGCUCAGGCCCACCGAUCUCCAUGGCUUCGGAGGUCGGUGUAAGCGGCAACGAAUUGGAUGGCUCGCUAUUCGAAGGUAUGGUCCUUUUCUCCCCUUCCGAUCUUCUCCCGUCGUCCUUACCUCUAGAAAAAGAAUCGGCCCCACCAUCUCAAUAUCAUGAUCCGGUGCGUCCUCCCUCUCCUUCCCCGCCAACUGCGCCGUCGACUUUGCCCCAAUCCAAAUCUCGACCCCUCGAUGAAGAUAUCUUCUCCGAUCUCUCCCUCCAAAUACCCAUCGAACCUAAAUAUCUCCUUCCUGCAAUCUCUUCCCCUGCCCCCUUCCCUUCGCCGGCCGCUCCAUCACGCCUUAUCUCCCGCAAGAAGAAGCGGGGCUUCCGCAUCGGUUAUGGCCGCGAAGCAAUUGACUCAACGCCGGUGGUUUCCGUCAUUGAUCCUCCUCAUCCAACUGACAAUGUCAUUCGUACUUCUAGUUCCGAGUCCACUCUAUCGACUUCUAGCUGUCACAAAGAAUUGCUGGAUGGAUCCGUACACGAAGAUCUGGCAGUAGCAGAAACGGUAGUAUCUGUAAAAGCUGCGAGUGAUGGUGAUGAAUUAUCACCUUCACAGCUUGGUGAUUCUGAAGGCGACGCUGAUGCAUUUUCUUCCACUGCGAAGGCUUCCGAAAAGGACACCUUGGAAUUAAUAGAGGAUAAAUUGAAUCUUAUCAGGUCUAGGAUAUCCACAAAGCUCGAGGGGAUUCGAGAGAUGGCAACUUUGGCCUACUCCGAGAGGAAGGAACUGGAGAGGAAGCGAAGAAAGGCUGGGAAGGAUUUCAACCAGGCCUCAAUGAUAUAUAAAGACUUAGAGAAGCAGCUCGAGGUGGCCUGCGAGGCCGAGGAUUUUGAAAUGGCAGAGAAAGUCAGCGAAUCUCUUUCAGCAGCAGAGAAGGAGAAGGAUAGACUGCUGAACACAUUGAGAGAGACGGAGCUGGACUGUGAUUAUAUUGAUUCAAGGAUGCAGGAGGUUGUCAAAUUGCAGAUAGACGCCGAGGAGGAAGGAAUAGAGCUUCUUGAACGGUUUGCCAUGGAUGCUGCUGAUCGGGCAGAUUUAAUUCAUAGAAAUACAAAGGAACUGUCGUCCAAAGAUUUAGAAGAUUGGCAAACAUCAAUGGAACUGUUAGAGACUAGCAAGCUUGAGGUGGACAUUGAAGCUAAACUCAUAUCAGAUGCUCACUCGGCAUUGGAUAGUUCCAUUGAAGACUUGGUUAAAGAUGAUAGAGAGGUGGUUGAAGGGCUUAGGAAGAAACGGGUUACUUUAGCAAAGGAGUUGGAUGAGCUUCUAACUUUAGUUAGACUGAAGGAAGCAGAGAUUGCUGAAAAUGAAUCUCUGAUACAUGAAGCAGAGAGAAAAAUUUCUAAAGUUGCAUCAGAGUUUCAAGAGAAAAUUUCAAGUGUUGAAAUGAAGCGUGAUAAACUUAAGUCUUCUUUGUCUAGGAUGGACUCAGAGCGAGAGGUAUUAUCAUCAAAAAAGAAUAAAAUUGAUGAAUUUGUUUCUCUGGAAGAGCAGAAGUGUUUUAAUCUAAAGGAGCUUGCCAAUGUUGCUUUGGAUGAGGCAAAAACCUAUCAGGAUUUGGUUGGAUUGAGAAAAGAAUUGGCAUCAUCCAUCAUAAAGUCCAGAGAAGACAAAGUGCAGUUGGUGAAGACAGAAGAGAAAAUUCUAGAGGAAAUACAGGUCCUCCGGCAACAAAUAUCCACUGCAAGAACUAAACUACAGGAACUUUCUUCCACCAGAGUAAGUAUCCAGCAAGACAUUGAUUUAUUUAAGCAGCGAAUAGCUUUUGUCGACAAAAGAGGUCCCGAGCUUGAAGCUGAGAAGAAAGUUGCCGCUGCUUCAAGAAAUUUCAAGGAAGCUGGGCGAAUAGCUGCUGAAGCGAAGACACUGAACUCGGAGAAGGAAAGCAUGCAGAAUAAAAUGGACCAGGCUGUUCUAAACCUUGAGAAGUUGGAUGGGGAUAUUAAAAGCAAUAUUAGUAUGAUGCAGGAAAAUGAAGAGCUCGUCUUACUGAAGGAAAAGGAGGCAGCAGUUGCAACUUUUAAGAGACUUCAGUUGAUUGCUGCAGCUGCAAGGUCGGAAAGAUCAGCAGCUCUUGAACUAGGUGACUUAGAAGAGAGUGAAUUUUUAUUGAAAGAAGCUGAAGCUGCAGAAGAAAGAGCUGGGGAGCUUCAAGGAACCUAUAGCCUUAAUCCAGAGGACCAUGGGAACACGCAAAAAUACUUCUCCCCUGUAGCUCUCAUCACGAAAAUUUCGGGACAUAGUUUAGCAGAAAUGGCCGCUUUUUCGAAACAACAACCUGUAUCUGAUGAGUGAUGGAUGUAUCGGUCAAGAAAAAAUGUUGCUUUUUAGCAAUGAGUAUAUUAGGAAGCCAUCCAAUCAUCUUAUUUGCUAUAUGAUGCUCUAGAUUCUCAUUUUUUUGGCUUUAUGCAUCCUUGUUUUGUUUCUCUUUUUAUCAACAUUCUUUUGUAAUUUUAUAUGUAGAUGUAUAAGACUCUCUUAAUAAACAUUGUUGGUUUCAUACUUAGGGGGUGUUUGGUAUAGGAUUGGAUUCAAUUUUAGUAGGAUUUAUUAAAUCCGGAUUAUAAAUCCUGAAAAGUGUUUGAUAUGAAAAUUGUAAAUCUUGUUAAAUCUAGAGAAGUUGUUUGGCAACAGAUUACAGGACGGGCGUUGCGGGAAGAAGUUCCGCAAUUGUAAGUCGCAUUAAAUCCGAAUAGGAAUGGAAUUAGGAUUUAGACGGAUUUACCGGAUUUAUGCCGUAAAUCUGUAAAUCCUGUAUUUAUGGAUUUGCCGGAUUUACAGCGGCGCGGAUUGUGUUUGGUUGGAUUUAUGCUAAAUCCUACUAAAAACGACGGACAAAUCCGAUACAAAACCCCCCCUUAAGAUGUUAUGCAGAAUUUUGCUCUUUAGUUUCA
Dendrobium catenatum is the source of this 4228-nucleotide messenger RNA. RefSeq lists its product as uncharacterized. The coding region runs from base 135 to 3629 and encodes 1164 amino acids. NCBI's taxonomy places the organism in Eukaryota, Viridiplantae, Streptophyta, Magnoliopsida, Asparagales, Orchidaceae. The transcript is spliced from 4 exons. The record is from RefSeq and is a predicted model, not a curated record.